Marchantia polymorpha subsp. ruderalis is the source of this 1427-nucleotide messenger RNA. The record is from the annotation of a GenBank genome assembly. Lineage: Eukaryota; Viridiplantae; Streptophyta; Marchantiopsida; Marchantiales; Marchantiaceae.
AGCGUCAGAAGUCGGCCCCGUAUAAAUUUCCUGGACAUUUGUUUGAGAGAUUUACCGGGAUUUCGCUCAUCAUCCGGCAUGGAGAUCAGUUUACGGUGAAAGAAACUGUCAAAAAGCCGAGAAAUGAAAGCCUGAGAAAGUUCUCCACAUCUCGAUUAUGAUUCACGUCCCUGCAGACGAGGCAGUCGCCAACUGCCCUUGGCACCAAAGGCAGCGAGAGGAUAAACGGCUGCGGAAUCGAGAGGCACGAAGAGACGACGAGUGACGAGCUGGAGCAACAGAUAGAUCGGAACGCGCUGCCAUUGGCGCAGACAGGAUAGGGGAAUGCCUCGUGGAGGAACACGUGGCGGGCGCUCAGUGGUCCAUCGCGCGGGACCUUGGAAAGGGGACCCAGGGGCGAGCAACUGCGCGGGGCGGGGCCAGGGCCCGUCGGACAGCGAGCGAGUCGACGGAGCCAGAAGUCGCGGAUUUGCCGAAUUUCAGUUUUCUAUCGAGCAGCAGAAAUUCGACGGGAAAUCUCGAGGCCCGGGACGGGGCGUAGGAAGUCGGAAUCAGCAGCAGCAGCAGCAGGAGCAAGAAAUGGCGUCGGUGGUUCAGUCCACGGCUCUCUCGUCCGUGCAGUGCCUCUGCAACCACAGCUUGAGGAUUCAGAAUGGUGCAGGAGCUGCGCCGGCUAUGGCCGCCUUCCCCACCGCGUCCAGCAAGCCAAUUGCUCGUCUGGUGACAUGCGCCGUCCAGGAGGGCGCCGAAUCGCACUCCUCGUCCGACAUUUCCCGAAGAGAGGCCGUUCUGUCCGGAGUGACAGCGUUGAUCGGAGGCCUGGGCCUGGCGCCCGCCGCAUUUGCUGAGUUCGAGGAGGAUUACAAGAAGGAGACGCAGGCUGUAAUUGAGCAGGUCAAGGGAACUCUAGCGCUGGAGAAGACGGAUCCCACGAAAUCCGAUGCCGUAGCAGCCCUGAGGCGGUCGUCCAAUGACUGGGUAGCCAAGUACCGGAGGGAGAAGAGCGUGGCAGGCAGGCCCAGCUUCAGCAACAUGUACUCUGUGAUCAACGCUAUCUCUGGCCAUUACACCAGUUACGGCCCCAAUGUCGCCAUCCCUGUCAAGCGCAAAGAUCGCAUUUUUGAGGAGAUCAACAUCGCUGAGAAGGCCCUGAACAGAGGAAGGUAGAUUCAGGGUUUUUUUUUCUCCCGUGCCAGACCGCCAAGAGUCAGCUCCUGACGUAAAGAUUAGAGGUUAUUAGUCGACUUUCUGUUCCCAAACACUCCAUUCAAAGACUCCGCAGGGCUCGUGAGACAACUCUCAUGAAUUUCAUCGCCAUUUGCUGUUAGUUAAACAAUGCAAGUCUUUGUCUCUUGAUUGUAUCAUGUACCACCUGCCUCUAAUGGAAAUUCGCCGCCUUUGUGUGACCCACUCUCUGACAAUUAUCC